GCGCGCCCGGCCUCUUUCUGCCUCUUGCCUCCUCCGUUCACGACCUACUCUAGGACAGCUACACUAAAGCAUUCCGCUCAUCUCUACGCAAACCUGUAGCAACGCGCCCAAAACACGAAUAUUCUGCUCUUGCGACAUCUCUAGGACACUCGACUCUUGGUUAUUCCGGAUACUCGACUUUCCUUUGUGUUAUUCCACUCUUCGUUCAUUUUGACGAGCCGUCGCAAUGCAACAACGGCGACCAGCUGCAGCCAACGGGCUGGGGCUAGUCAUGCCACGUCCUGUUCUGCCACACCGUCGUUCCGCGUCCCUACGCUCGGGCCUCGCUUCUCCACGCACGCCCAUGAACUGCGCCUCCCCGCCUUCGUCUUUCUUCUUCAACGCGUCAACCUCUAGCAGAAGGAGCCGAGAUAGUGGCUCGAGCUGGAAUAGCUCGAACGGUGACGAAGCGGACGCCGUCGAGGCGGAAUGGACCUCCGAUCAUAUUAAACUACUUCAACGUACCAUGGAUGCACUUCCUUCAAACAUACUGACUCCGUUCACCGGACCUGUACCUCCCUCCAAUCUAUUGGAUAAGAUGGCCAAGGGACUCGUUGACACGGCUGACUGGCCGCAUUCCCUCCGCGCGACGCGCGCAAGGAUCGUCGAACUUGCCCGCUCACGUGCCAAGGGGGGCGAUGAUAUAGAAGUGUUCAAGGCCACCACGAACACUCCGCCUAGGCGUUCCCUCCGCCAGCAGACUUCCUUGGAUUCCAUCGAAGGGAACAGACCAGAUCUUCAAAGUGAUACCAUCAUCCGCCUGUCGACCCGUCUCCAGAAGGUUGAACGCGUAUUAUCUUUCCAACCAACCUCACGGCCUUCCACCCCAUCGUCGCGAUCAUCUGUCUCAGAAAAUGUCCCCAGCAUCCUUCCGUCUAGCUCCUGCUUUAUCUCCCGGCCAGAGUUACUUCGGUAUCCCUUUUCCGCUGCUCAGCCAUUGGACAUGAGCGAGAACCCUCCCUCGAAUAACCGAGUAUCACGUCUGCGUAGAUAUGACUCCUUUGUCAGCGCUGCCACUAGUUCCCGGCCUUUCAAACGGGCCCCCAGCUUUAGCAGCUCUUCCGAUAGCAGCCGCAUGAGCAUUGUAGUCGCUGGUAAGGAUAACGCGCCAUCCUCGGACGAAGAAGAGAAAAGCAGGUCCAGGAAAGCCAAGAAACCGAGGACGAAAGCAGAAUCUCCAGUGCGGAUCUCGAUGGCACUGUCCAACUCUUCGUCUCGUUCCUCUGACACCAAGAAGGAUGACUCGGACUACAGUGCCAACUCCCUUUCUUCUUCCUCCACCAAGGUAUCCGCCUCCGGCGCCAAGUCUACUUCCAAUUCGACCAAGAACCCGAGCAGUCCUACUUCGAGACGACUUCCCAUGAACAUACAGCGAAAUCCCAGUAUCCUCGGUGGCCUCCUCCCAGGCGUUAAAGAGCAGGAGUCGUCCUUCGCCACCAAGACCAGUGGAUCGCUUCCUGGUUCUACCGCCCCCCGGCCAACUUCACUGCAUCCUCCUCGCACUCUGCGUCGCGUGAAGCGCACUGAGUUGCGCUCACCGGUUCGAAAGAUAGGUAGGAAGAUCUCCUUCGGGAGUCUUGGCGCCGACCAUGGUGGCGAUGACGACGACCACAACUAUCCGUCCACCGGUAGCAUGGAGAGCUCGGGCUCGGGCUCCGGCCUGGGCGAUGCCUUCCAGCUGAAGUGAUAGGUUGAAGGCGGGGCCUGGAUCAAGGCGGGAUGCUUGGUGCGGAGGAGGAGAUGCUAUGCGAUAUUGUGUAGGUUGAAAGUGCGACCCUUGCUCUUACCAUCAGGCCAAGGCGGGUGAACUGUGAAUAUAUGUACAAUGUGUAACAAAACCCACCACUACCACUGCCGGACGGCCGGACUUCGAGGCGUGAAGCACCCCGCAGAGCCGAAUUGGAUGGCCCCUUCCGCUGCGCCUUGGCCGUAGACUUGUACGAUUCCCUUGGACACACAGACAUCAUACUAUAUAUUAAGCGUAUCCACUCCCCUAAACCCGCGAGCGCCACUCCGUCUGUCCCUCUGCACCCACCGCGUUCCACCCUGCCUUCAGACCAUCCUACCCCCGUCUAGACGGACACCGACGCCAAUUUCAAGUUCUGCUCAAUUUUCUGGAUCUAAUUCAUUUCUCAUCAAUCAUCUGUGAAUCAAUUUGCUCUCGGCUUUUGCUUUCAAGCUCUGUACAUCGUCUUCCCCAAUCCAAAGCGACAACCUCACUCUCCUUUGCUUCCCACCGCUGCGCUCAAGUCUACUAUAUUUUCUAUGCAACUUCAGAAGGUUUCCUCUCUCGUCUGUAAUAUCUUGUUGGCAGGGCCGACGUUGUAUUCUCUGCUUUCUCUCAUUCGUCCCCUGCCCUUCCGCUCCUUGCUUCCCGAAUAUGUAUUUACCCGUUGCCUCCUCUUGCGCAGCUGGAUACCUCCGCUCAUUUCAAUUUCCUUUGUUUCCCCUUUGUUCUGUACGGUCGAUACUACCUCACACACACGCUCCUUACUGUGAUUUUCCAUCUCCCGUUCACAUCGAUGGCCUUGGUUUUUCCUCUGCGAAGCCUGCUCACCUAUUCCUCGUCAAGGUGGCCUCGAUGUUGUGUACCAAGUCCGCGUCACCCUCUUGGAUUCCUUCUGCCCCUACGUGGGUUGUACAUGUUUCACUGUGUACUGUGACACCUCCUCUCUCGUCGAAUUCCUCGGCGGUUGACUCUUGUCUUGCUUUUCUUAGCAGUCAACCUAUCGCCACAUUCAUUCAUCUUCUGGGUGUUUACAUUGUUGUCAAUCA
Gloeophyllum trabeum ATCC 11539 is the source of this 2814-nucleotide messenger RNA. RefSeq lists its product as uncharacterized. The record is from RefSeq and is a predicted model, not a curated record. Lineage: Eukaryota; Fungi; Basidiomycota; Agaricomycetes; Gloeophyllales; Gloeophyllaceae. The transcript is spliced from 3 exons. Bases 227 to 1726 code for a protein of 499 amino acids.